This is a messenger RNA of Colletotrichum truncatum, 315 nucleotides long. RefSeq lists its product as uncharacterized. The record is from RefSeq and is a predicted model, not a curated record. NCBI's taxonomy places the organism in Eukaryota, Fungi, Ascomycota, Sordariomycetes, Glomerellales, Glomerellaceae.
AUGGAAUACGGAAUCAUGUCAAAUACGAACUGGCCAGGGCAAACCACAGACUAUUCGUCGCUUGAGAGCGGGGCUCGACAGCAAAGUUCGAUGCUUGAGGUCAAACCAAAGUACGCUGAGAACCGUCCAUCUACCAUCGAUGUAGCGAUUCCUAUAUCUACAGAAAACAAAUCUCCGAGGAACUGGCGAUUGUGGUGGCGGAGGUACUGGAUCUUUGUUUUGGCCAUGUCGAUCCUGGUCAUUGGAGGAAUCAUUGCUGGAGCCGUGGGGGGCAUUACCGCUGCUGAAAAGACGAACAAGAACAGGUCUGUUUGA